AUGACGCCGCUGACCUUAGGCACUCAGGCCCCUGUGAUGAUUUUGUCUCCAUUUCUAGCCGCAACCUGGAACUUCACCUCUCAGUCCUCCGUGAGUUCCGUCAACAGAGAAGCAUCCAUCAUGUCUGCGUCUUUAGCCCCCGAAUGCAAUGAAGUCAAGGAGCGCUACGAUACAUGCUUCUUGAAAUGGUACAGUGAGAAGUACCUCAGAGGCACCGGAACAGAUAACAAUGAGUGUGCCGAUCUAUUCAAGAACUACCAAAAGUGUUUGACGGUCGCCCUCAAGGAACGCGGCAUAGACAAGCUGCUGGAUGAGGCGCGGGAAGACCAGAAAGACAACGAUGCGACAUACAUGGGACGUAAAUGUGAGUGCCGCAUCAGCAUGCACCCUCCCCAUUGCUGCAAUGUGUUCGUGGAGAUGAGAAUCUGA
Messenger RNA from Colletotrichum lupini, 429 nucleotides. RefSeq lists its product as uncharacterized. The transcript is spliced from 4 exons. The coding region runs from base 1 to 429 and encodes 142 amino acids. NCBI's taxonomy places the organism in Eukaryota, Fungi, Ascomycota, Sordariomycetes, Glomerellales, Glomerellaceae. The record is from RefSeq and is a predicted model, not a curated record.